Messenger RNA from Saccoglossus kowalevskii, 2544 nucleotides. Its product is annotated as kin of IRRE-like protein 3. Lineage: Eukaryota; Metazoa; Hemichordata; Enteropneusta; Harrimaniidae. The record is from RefSeq and is a predicted model, not a curated record.
GGGACCGGGUGGAGUAAAUACAGCGUAUUUCUGAUUUGGAACGUAAAUGUAACCCUCUGAUCGACAGUGCUUCUGUAUAGGAGCGUCUCAGCUUUUUUAAAUUGGUGAAACUGGUGUAUUUUCGUCUCAUGUGUACAUCAUAGGAUCUGAAAAUCAUCGAUUCCAAUCGGCGUAUAAACACUUUCACUGACGCUAUGUUGUUGUGGGCAGUCAUCAUAAUCAUGGCGGCGUCCAUGCUUCACACCGCCGCUGACCCCGUCUUUCUCGUUGAGCCAUCGAGCCACGUAGCCGUCGUGGGAGAAGACGCCACACUAGAGUGCCAUUUAGGGAAUUUAAAGGACUACCAGGUGUAUUGGUAUAUUAAACUCGACAAAUCGGAAACUGCGUUCCUAAUAGGUCCCUUCAAAAACCGUAAUACGGCGUAUCCAAAUUAUGGAAUGUUCGGCAACGACACCAAUGGCGAAUAUAACUUGAAAGUAUCCGAUGCGACUCUCGAAGAUAUCGGUGAGUACGGCUGUUUGAUAACUCUGCCAUCGUCUGAUAAUAGUACCGAGCUCCGUGUUGCUUAUUUGAACGUAACAAUGCCUCGACCACCUGUUAACGUCGAGCCCAUUUGUGAACUUGAAAUCGACGGUGACACAGAAGGGGACAUUGUUAGCAUUACGUGCACGUCCAAGGGUGGGAUGCCCCCUGCGGGACUCGCGUGGAAGCGGAGAGGAACCACGGUCUCUGGGACAUACGCGACUUAUGAAGGAAUGGAGGAAAUGUACAAUGCCAAGAACACGUACACUUGGUCCCUGUCCCCCGAUGACGACCAAGCAACGUACGUUUGUAAAGAAUCGCACGUGGCGUUGGACGAGAGUAGAACGUGCGAAAUCGGACCGUUCUCUGUCAAAUACAGACCAGUCGUUACCGUAAGCCCGCGAAGAUAUGAAGCUGCAACGGGUGAUGAUGUUGUAUUCGAAUGUUCCGCAGCCGCAAACCCUGAAGUCACUGAACCGUUUGUGUGGACAUUCAAUGGUUCUGAAGUAGAGGUAAAUGACACGUCUGUUAUGGUGUCCAACGAUACACAGGUGUCAUACCUCACCGUUUUCAACAUAACUGGAGCCUAUUAUGGCCUGGAGGUGUCGUGUUUCGCAGUAAAUGAUCUGGGAGAGGGCAACGAAACUGGUGUAAUAGUUAGAAAAAAUGAGCCAAGCCCGCCUAGGGAUAUAGAUAACGUGUUAGUUAUGAUUGGGGUAAUUGCGGGGAUCACGUUGUUUACCGUCAUCAUCACAGUGAUGGUUAUGUACUUUGUCUCGGGGGGCGUUUCGUGUGCGUGUUGCUGUAGACGUACCGCAAAAACGGAAGAACGCGAAAGAAUGAAUCAAAAGAAGAAAAAGAACCGAAACCAGAAUAUGGCGAUGAAUCGACGUGACGACCUGGCUCUUGAUCUUCAACAGUUUGAAGGCGGAGCGAACCAAACUAUCGAAAUGAACGAAGUCACCAUUGAUUACCGUCCGCCUGAUACUCCACCGCCACCGGAUUUCGAACCGCCGUCACCACCACCAUUUGUCGAGGGCGGCUACAACAACCCCGCAUAUGAACACAUCGAAACCCGUAACGGAAUGAACGACUUGCAACACGGAACCGCCACCCCGAAUAAAAACAUUGAGUUUGUCAACGUGUCGGAGGAAGAAAACAAAGAUUCUACUUCUCAUCGGAUGAAGAUGGCCAGGAAAAAGAAACGGGAAGAAAUGAGAAAGAAUAAGAACAAUACGUCAGAACAUGAUACGCUAAGACUCUCUGACGAUCCAGAUAAAUGGAUUCUCUGAGAUGACAUGUUUUUUAAAUGUGACAGUGCGCUAACAGCAAUGAUCAAGUUCAAUGCAGUUAUCGUGGUAUUGCCCAUACUACACAAAAAAAUUUUGUUCACUUGUGUAUUUUUUACUUAUUGUGCACCAAAGUCGCUGUUUCAUAUUCAGGUUACGGGGCGAGUCACGUAGUAUCCAAAUACAUGGCAUCUACUAUCGAUUGACUACGUUGUGUAUACUAUUUUUUUUUAUAUAUUUUAUAACCAGUUACAUGUAUUUCAUUUUGAAAACUCGAUCCACGCAUUUUCUGAACAAAACACACCUGGAUCCUUCCUAACUUCUUUUAGUGAAUAUUACACCACAUUCGAACUAUCGUUUGUCACAUUCGUUUUGUAUUUGGUCUUCGGUGGUGUCUUGUCGCGAUUUGUCGUUUCUCGUGUCGUGUAUCUUGUAUAACAUAAAUAUAUCAUCAGGAAGUAUUUCAAUUCUGAUAUAAAUAUUUCUAUUCUGUGCCGUGACAAUAGAAAAUUUAGCCACUAUGCAAACAAACAUAUCAAUCGAAUUGAUAUGCAAAUUUUAAUAUGGCUGACUAAACUAUAAAUAGACUGUAUAUUUUACUACCAGUUCGUGUCCAGCUGAUGGAAAAAACAAUUCUAUUAAAAACAUGUCCCAACCUUGAACUGAACUGACACCCUCGACAGCACAAUACUCUUAUUGCCCAUCUCCCGACUAUAGAGUCAACACAAUUCGA